AUGGACCGUCCUCCAAAGACGCCUGCGCCCUCUCGCUUCCUCCUCGGCAAGAAGCAAUCUCAAGCCAAUGCAUCCUCUCAGCGCAUCCUACAAAACCAAGAAACAUCAGACCAAGACCUGGCACAACAAAUUGCAGCAAGCGGAGCGCCGAAGUUUCACUCGACUCCGCGUUUUCAAGCCGGUGCUUCAUCGACGCCAAGGCCGUCAUACCGGACCUCUACGGGCUUGUACUCUACACCAUCUGCCAUAGCAAGCUCCGUCAAAAGUCGGACCAAUGUUCCCGAGAGACGGAAUCGACCUACGCUGGAGUUCAUCGAUGACGAUCUGCUACCUGGAGAUGGAGAAAGUUCACCCUUUGCCCGCUUUCCCGGCUCGGUGACACGGCCAGGGCAGGCGCCAGAGUAUCCCGAGCCGAUUGAGUUCGACUCUUCGUUCGUUUCACAGUCGCCGAUCAAGGUCAAGGAGGAAGAUGUGGAUGAGUUGGACCAGGAACGGUCACACAAGCGACGUCGUCUUUCACCGGUUAUCGACCUCGAUAUUGAAGAUGUGGAGGCUAGUAGUCCACCACUUCCCGACGAGGGUGAAUGCGAAGGUGAUGAAGUGGACGAACUCAUUGAUGAUGCAGAGUCCAUGGUUGAUGAGGGCUCUUCGCCGUCGAGGGGAUUGGAUACUGGCGGUGAUGUGAUCAUCUCAAGUCCACUUGCUGUCACUGAUAGCGACCUCGGAAAGGACGACGAGAGCGUUGCUGGCAGUCACUCAAGCGAACCUCUCUCUUCACUACCGCCUCAUGUCAUUCGUUCACAUGAGUACCACAGUGAGUCUGAGGAGAACCCAAAGAGCGAAGACGAGGAGGAAUACAAGGAAGAGAAUCAGGACAGGAACCGAAAAUCAGAGCGACUCGACGAAAGUAAUGAGGGCCACACUCCAAGGCCAGAUCCAGGAUCGGCCCCCGAAGCGGAACCAGACACAGAUGCAGAAGAUCACGACCCCGAACGCAGAGGUCAAAAGUCAAGGUCAGCAUCCAUGAAGCCCCACAACCCCUUUCUCAGAGCACCUCGCUUCAAACCCAAAUCACCUGGACCUCCUGAUCCUCCGGCAGGCCUCCCUGUUCACCACACCCUUCUUCCCGACAUAUUCUCGCCCCAGCGUCGACGCGGCGCUCGAUACGUUCCCGGAGGACUGGCAUCUGAGCUGCGAGAUUGGUUACUGGAAGUGAAGGGCGGUUCUGGAACCGAACCAACCCCGGUGGCAGCAACUGCCCAUCUCGCGGUCGAAACGAUAAACAAGUGUGGAUCUGGGAUCAGUAUGACUCUGGUAACUGGCCGGCCGAUGAUUGGUGGUCCUGAUGGAACGAAAGUAUCCAAGAGUUUUAGGGCAUUGUUAGCUGGUGAUGGGAGGAUGGAGGGGCUUAGCGGAAGUGGUGCUGGUGUUGAGAGCAAGCCGGAAGGAGAGGAGGAAGAUGCGAAUGGGACGGACAGAAAGCCGCUGGUACCCGGCGCUAUGGUAGCGAUCGCACCGCCUGCUUGGGAUAUUGACUUGGGCGAAGAAGAAGAAGACGAUCAAGGUGAUAAGGGCAAGUGGGCGGUUGCGUACCGGUGGGAUGUGCUUUGA
Messenger RNA from Sordaria macrospora k-hell, 1611 nucleotides. RefSeq lists its product as uncharacterized. The record is from RefSeq and is a predicted model, not a curated record. Lineage: Eukaryota; Fungi; Ascomycota; Sordariomycetes; Sordariales; Sordariaceae.